Molecule: messenger RNA, 2673 nt
Organism: Helianthus annuus (common sunflower)
Lineage: Eukaryota; Viridiplantae; Streptophyta; Magnoliopsida; Asterales; Asteraceae
Exons: 4
Coding region: 1-2673 (890 amino acids)
Source: RefSeq, a predicted model, not a curated record
AUGACUAAUGUACAACGAAACCAUCUUAAUCAAGCUUCUAGCUCGAGUUCAUCUACCAGAGCUGAAAAACGAAAAGGGUAUAACAAAAGAUAUUAUGCUGCACGCAAAGAAAAUAACAAAGUCCUGAAAUUUGGGAGUGGUGAGGUCUCCCAAAGUGCUUCAUCACUAUCUUUAAUGAGUAAUAGAUUAGCAGAAAGGACACCGUUAAGAAGUUUACAGACUAAUAUUACUCAAUUUACCCAAAUGACAAACGUGAAUGCAUCAAGUAUUUCUACCAUGCAACGUAAGGAGUACAAUGGAAUGCAUAUUUCAAACGGUGUUCGAAUUCAACCACUUACACUUUUACCUCAAUUUUCUGAAGUAGUUGAUCAACCUUCCUUCCAAAAUGAGAAUGUAGAAGAUGAUCCAUAUAACUUUGUUUACGAUCGUUUACCCAGAGAACAUCGUGUUUUAAAAGAACGUGGUGCAUGUCCUGAUUGUGGAGCAAAACGUUUUCAAUUUGAAUUUGAUACCUUUUGUUGUAUGAGUAGGAAAACUGUGUUAGCAAAUUCAGAAAUUCCAGAGGAAUUGCACCGACUUUUCACAUCGCAAGAUGAAAUUGGAAAUAUUUUUAGGCAAAACAUUCGUGCUUAUAACACGAAUUUUUCUUUUGCCUCAAUGGGAGUGACGUUGGAUGAUACAUUGAACAAUAUGAGAGACGGUGUAUAUACUUUUCGUGCACAUAGAGGAAUAUAUCACAAAAUCAACCAAUUAGUUUCGAGGGAUGGAACCCCUAGGUACCUGCAGUUGUAUUUUUAUGAUCCUGAUGCCGAGUUAGAUCUCAGGCUCCAAUGGCCAAAUCUUGAUCGUUGUAUUACUCAGAUUUUGACACGCGUUCUUUCUACAAACCCAUAUGUUGAUACAUUUAGAAGACUUGCAGAACUAGGACCUCUGGACAACUAUAGAGUCACUUUGAAUGCUUCGGUUGAACUUGACCAAAGGGUGUACAACCGACCAACGACAUCGGAGGUUGCUGGUAUUUGGGUUGAAGGUAAUGACAAUAUUACUUCGUAUAAACGAAGUAUUGUUGUGUAUGGUAGGUCUGAAUAUAGCCAAACUAUUCAACCGUACUUCAGUUGUUACGAUCCAUUGUCGUAUCCUCUAUUUUUUCCUAAUGGUGAGUCGGGUUGGCAUGCAAACAUACCACGUCACGGAGUAUCAAUAAAUGAGGUUCGAAACAAUGACAACAUCGAAGGAGAAAUGGAAGAGGCUAACACACGAAGUGGUAGAACAACCGUGGCUAUGCGAGAGUACUACUGUUACAAGUUCCAGAUUCGAUCUACCGAAAACGUGCUUCUGUUCGGUGGUAGACUGCUACAACAGUUUGUGGUAGAUGUUUACAUAAAAAUUGAGACGUCACGCUUAGAAUUUUGUGAGAGAAACCAGGCUAAGAUACGGGCCGAUUUGUACCAAGGUCUUGUGGAUUGCGUCAAUGCUGGUGAGGUUCAUGCAAACAGAGUCGGGAAAAGAAUUGUGUUGCCUGCAUCUUUCAUCGGAGGGCCUCGCGACAUGCGACGUCGGUUUCUAGAUGCGAUGACUUUAGUUCAAGAUGACGGCAAGCCUGAUAUAUUCCUUACAAUGACGUGUAAUCCUAAGUGGCCUGAGAUAUGUGAUAAUUUACAUGUUGGUCAAACUGCACAAGAUUGUCCAGACCUUGUUUCAAGAGUGUUCCGGGGUAAAUUAGAAGAUCUUAAGGAACAACUCUUCAAGAAACAUAUCCUUGGGGAAGUUAAGUCAUACGUUUAUGUCAUCGAAUUUCAAAAGCGUGGUUUGCCGCACGCACAUUUUCUCCUUAUCAUGUACCCGCAACACAAGAUCAAUAACGCGGACCAUUAUGAUAAGGUUGUGUGUGCUGAAAUUCCUAACAAACAAAGACAUCCCAAAUUGCAUGAGAUGGUUGUCAAGCACAUGAUUCACGGUCCUUGCGGCAAUUUACGAUUAAGCAGUCCUUGUAUGCAGGGUGAUCCUAAAAUUUGUCAUUUUCACUAUCCUAGACAAUUUAAUGAACAGGCAACACAAGGAGAAGAUGCGUAUCCGUUGUAUCGAAGGAGAGACACCGGGAUAGAAGUGGAUAUACGAGGAAUAACCCUUGAUAAUAGAUGGGUGGUCCCAUAUAACCCAAGGCUUUUGAUGAUGUUUAACUGCCACAUCAAUGUUGAAGUUUGCUCAAGUAUAAAAUCUGUGAAAUAUCUUUUUAAAUAUGUUUAUAAAGGACAUGACAAACAGGUUAUUCAAGUUGAUCAAAGUGAGCCAGGGGUUGUUGUUAAUGAGAUAAAGAGCUUUCAAGAUGCACGCUACAUAUCGCCCCCAGAGGCUAUGUGGCGCAUUUUUUCCUUCUCUCUUUCUCAAAUCUCUCCUUCUGUUUUAGCCUUACAACUUCAUCUCCCAAAUAAUCAGAUGGUUAGAUUUAGAGAUGAUGACUUAAUGUCUAAUAUUGUUGAUAGGGAAAGGGAUAAGAGAACCAUGCUAACAGCAUUUUUUGAGAGAAAUAGAAUCGAUGAAACAGCAAGGGUAUAUUUGUAUAAAGAUUUUCCAAAACACUUUACAUGGAAUGGAAGCACACGUCGUUGGAAUCCUCGUGGCCGUAAAAACCAAAGAGGUCGUAUCGUUUCCGCUAAUCCAGCCGAAGGAUAA